Molecule: messenger RNA, 2442 nt
Organism: Mycena indigotica
Lineage: Eukaryota; Fungi; Basidiomycota; Agaricomycetes; Agaricales; Mycenaceae
Product: AAA-12 domain-containing protein
Exons: 18
Coding region: 31-2442 (803 amino acids)
Source: RefSeq, a predicted model, not a curated record
CCAUUUCCCAGCUUUUUCCUCGUGGCAUCGAUGAGCAUCGAGUUCUUGCAAACAAUCCUCGAUGGAGUUGAACAACCUCUGGAGCUUGUUGUCCAGCAUGAAUCAGAGCUUACUGAGGAAUUCCUUGAAGUCUUCAACGAAGAGGCCCAGCCAUUAGGCAUCGCACCAGGCUACUCGAAGGAGGGCGCACUUGUCGCCCUUUCAAUUGCGGACGAUUGUCACUGCCUUAUCGUUCGCUUCUACAGCCCCCGCCGAAGCGAUCCCAAUGGUCGAGGACGCGGACGCGGUCGUGGAGCGCGUGGUAAUGGCCAGCAGCGGUCGGAACCCCCACCCAAUUUCGCUGGUCGGAAGAUCCUAGAAAAAGUUAUCCUCUGUCGCAACGAAGGGCAGCUCCUGGCUUUCGACUGUGGCCCACUCGCGAUGUCGCUCUUCUGUCUUGAGGGCGAAGGCUUACGUAUCCAGAAUGCAGUCGACAUCCAAGCUGCCUUCAGCGCUUUCAACCGCAGGCCGCUGACCUCCAUCGUUGCGGCCGUCGGCGACUCUAUCCGUGUGUUUACAGAGAAUGUUGAAACCGCGUUCCGCAACCCGUUCUAUGUCGAGGGAGACAAGCAUUGUCGCAUGGACCUUGCUAAUAGAGCGUGGGUCUCGCAAUACCUCGCCACCACCUCAAACGGAGAGACUAUGUGUGGGAAAGCGAAGAUCAUCAACACCAAUGCUCUUCAACCUGGAGUGUUGAAUAUAUUGGCCAAAAUGACAUCCGACUCGUUGCGAUUGUCGAACCUCAAACCAACGCAGAAGAAGCAUGAAGUCAUUGCGGUCAAUGCCAGCGAUGGCUUGAGUGUCAAGUCGGCCUCUUUCGCGAGUCGGCUUCGUGGUUCGGAGAAUCUCUCCAUGCAAGUCCUCAACGCGCGAGGUCAAUCAUACGAGGUUUAUGGUCAGAGCGGUGGUGUGGAUGGUCGAAGAGCAAACCUAGACGUUCCUCGCCCUCUUGAUGGGUCCAAAACAAUCCUUCAAAUCACAUCUAUUGGUCGUGACGAUCCCACGACUGCCGAAGCUCAACGCGCCGCAACAAUAUUGAGUGCGCUCCAAGGCAACAUUGCAGUGCUUACCGAUAAUGCCUGGAUCAAGAAUGUUUGGCUUCCGUCUUCGGACGAUCUGGGUAUGCAGUGGCCAGCACGACCCCAGGUUGAAACCGGCAAGAAAACAAAACAACUGUCUGUGCAACCUGUAUCUGCGGAGGAGGACAAUCUUGGCCGUCUUAAUGCUUCGCAGCGUGAGGCUGCGGAAGCAAUGCUCAGUCCAAAGGAUGAUCAUCGCAUUGUACUAAUCCAAGGUCCACCAGGAACGGGCAAGACCUCAGUCAUUGCUGCAUAUGUCAAAACAGCAAUUCAGCAAUCUCAGCUGGGUAUUUGGCUUGUUGCAAAAAGUAAUGUUGCAGUUAUCAAUAUAGCCUUGAAGCUACAGGCUACUGGCAUGGCCAUUUUAUAUACAGGCAUUCGCCAGAACUUUAUCCGCUCUGAUGAAUUCAAAACUCUAUCUCACUCACGUAUGACUGACUGUAAAGUAAUCCUCUGCACAGUCAGCAUGUUAUCUAAUUAUUGGGUCAAAACCAAAUUCCGAAACUACAUUCCUGUUACCCGAAUUAUUGUUGAUGAAGCUAGUCAAAUUGAAAUUGGUGAUUAUUUACCUGUUUUUGAAAAAUAUGGGGAGAAACUUGAAAAAAUGUGUUUUAUUGGAGAUGAUAAACAAUUGCCUCCUUAUGGCCAAGAAGAUCUACAAGACUUACAGUCCGUUUUUGAACUAUCUCAUCUUCAAACACAAACCUAUUUCCUGGACACUCAAUAUCGAAUGCCACCUCAAAUUGGAGCCUUUAUCUCAGAAAAAGUCUAUAACAAUCAGCUCAAGUCCAACCCUAGCCAUCUUGUCCCAGACACUGAUAUUGCUUGUCAAUUCAUCAAUGUGCCAGGGGCAAAGGAGGUUCUGAAUAACAAUUCAUACUUUAAUAACCUGGAAGCACAAGCUAUUAUCAAGCUUGCUUUGCUUUUGCAAGAAAGGAAUAAGUCUUUUAAGAUCAUCACACCCUAUGAUGGACAGCGAGUCCUUAUUGAAAAUACAAUGAAGGAGACGGAAGGCCUUGAAUGGGAGGAAAAGGUCUAUAAUGUAGACUCCUUUCAAGGCAAUGAAGAAGACAUCAUUAUAAUCAGCCUGGUCCGAUCAAUAUCUCUUGGAUUUCUUCAGAAUUUACGUCGUACAAAUGUCAUGCUCACACGGUGCAAGAGAGCAAUGUAUAUUGUCUCAAGCAAGGCUUUCUUGAAGGAUGGGGCAGGGAAAGACUGUAUUGUAGGGGAACUUGGAGAGCAUGUUGGUGACUUGGGAUGGCUGGAGAGCCAAGUUUUGGAGAGUGGUGAUUUCUUAGACAACCCACGCAAACGUGAAGUCUAG